Glarea lozoyensis ATCC 20868 is the source of this 1716-nucleotide messenger RNA. Its product is annotated as Arabinanase/levansucrase/invertase. The transcript has 5 exons. Gene Ontology annotation, cellular component: fungal-type vacuole. Lineage: Eukaryota; Fungi; Ascomycota; Leotiomycetes; Helotiales; Helotiaceae. Bases 1 to 1716 code for a protein of 571 amino acids. Gene Ontology annotation, molecular function: sucrose alpha-glucosidase activity. Gene Ontology annotation, biological process: sucrose catabolic process. The record is from RefSeq and is a predicted model, not a curated record.
AUGAUGCUCAAGAACGUUGUGUUUUUGGCUGCGGCCGUUGCCGCUCAAACUUCCAUGGCACCUACCAAUUCGACAACAGCUGCCGUUCCGACCUCAACCGUUUUCGACGAGGGUGUCCCUACUGAUCAACCUAUCGCUGGUGAUUACAGUGGUGUAUGGAGACCACAAGUCCAUUUUUCGCCUCCUACUGAGUUCAUGAAUGAUCCCAAUGGAAUGUUCGUUGAUGCCAAUGGAACUUACCAUCUUUACUACCAAUACAACCCAACUGCGACCGUGGCAGGAAAUCAACACUGGGGCCAUGCCACCUCUACGGAUCUUUACCAUUGGCAGAAUCAAAAGAUUGCUAUCUUUGCUACAGAGAACUCUCAAAUCUUCUCCGGAUCAGCAGUCAUUGAUGUCAACAACACAUCAGGCUUCUUUCCAAAUCAAGAUAAUGGCGUAGUUGCAAUCUACACUCUUAAUACUCCAUAUGCUCAAGUUCAAGAGAUUGCUUGGUCAAUUGAUGGGGGCUAUACAUUCGAGAAGUACUCUGGAAACCCGGUAUUAGAAUUGUCUCCCAACUCUACACAAUUCAGAGAUCCAAAAGUUGUCUGGUAUGAAGAUCAUUGGGUUAUGGUGAUUGCAUAUUCUCAAGAAUUCGUGAUUGGAGUCUUUACCUCUCCAGAUUUGAAAGAAUGGACUCAUGCUUCCAACUUUUCUCAUCAUGGCCUUCUCGGUCUUCAAUACGAAUGUCCUAAUCUCGUCCAAAUGCCGGUGGAAGGCGGCGACCCAAUGUGGGUUCUGACCAUCUCCAUCAACCCAGGCGCACCUCUCGGCGGUUCAAUCACAGAAUACUUCCCAGGCACCUUCAAUGGCACGCACUUCACCGCCGUUGACGCAGCUGCCAGACUGGGCGACUUCUCCAAAGACAACUACGCCGGUCAAUUCUUCUACGGCAUCCCUCCAACCGAAGAACAAAUUUACAUUGGCUGGGCCUCGAACUGGGAAUACAGUCAGGUGGUUCCCACCGGCCAAUCUGAAGGCUGGCGCUCGGCCAUGACCGUUCCAAGACGUACCAAACUCGCAAACGUUACCCGCGUAGGCUGGAACAUGAUGGAUCAACCUUACGACCUAAGCCCUAUCCUCGACAGCCCACUCGCUACCAACGACUCCCUCGGUAACGGCUCCAUCUUUAUCGACUACUCCUCCCUCGACUCAAAAGCAAUCUACUUCCAAUGCAAUGUCUCCUCCAUACCCAACGGCACUUACUCCAUGGGAACCCUUAACUUCACCUUUUCGUCCUCACAAACACAAGAAUCCGUCUCCGGAGGCUUCUUCUUCGGUGGCGACAAUCCGUUCUGGAUGAACCGCGGUAAAGUCCUCGGAUUCGGCGAGACCAAUCCGUUUUUCACGGAUAAAUUCUCUGUUGGAAAUCCAAUUAAUGCGAAUGGAACGUUUGUGCUCGAGGGGAUCAUCGAUCGUAGUAUUCUUGAAGUAUUCUUGGAUCAAGGGAGAGCAGUGGGGACGAUGACGUUUUUCCCAGAGGGGGUUUUAGAUACGAUGGUGCUUAAGACAGCGGGCUUGAAUGAGGGUGUGGUGGUUAGUGUGGCUGUUUGGGGGUUGAAGAGUGCGUGGGCGGAGUAUGAGAAUGAGGAGGGGAUUGUGAUGGGGAAUGUUACGAGUGCUAGUAAUAGUACGCAGGCUAUGAGGAGGAAUUUGGGUGCGAGGUUGUAUUGA